Diaporthe citri is the source of this 600-nucleotide messenger RNA. RefSeq lists its product as uncharacterized. Lineage: Eukaryota; Fungi; Ascomycota; Sordariomycetes; Diaporthales; Diaporthaceae. The transcript has 3 exons. Bases 1 to 600 code for a protein of 199 amino acids. The record is from RefSeq and is a predicted model, not a curated record.
AUGGUUUCUCUAAGACUUCUGUUUCUAGGAGCUGUUGCUCCGGGCAUGAUUGCUGCUCUUCCUAGCAACUUUGCCGAGAAUGUUGCCCGAGCAGACUACCCGGAGUUUGUGCCACUUCCAGGGUUUCCUUCAUUGGCCGAGCUCAAUCUCACAACUGAGAUGUUGCAUGCUCCGCCGAAGCUCCUCCCCGUCCCUGAGGGGUACAAAGGACCGGCGUCCAUCUCCGGCGACUUUGCUAUUGAAUACGUCGAUCAGUGCGGCCCCGGCGGCGGCGGUUCUGGCACCCUGCUAACCGCAAACGUGGACGAUGUGAUUGUGUGCUUCAACUUCCUCGUUGCGCUUGGCAAUUAUCUCAUCACCGUCAGUACUAGUGAUCAGAUUAGUGGGGUACCAGGCUUUCGCCAAGUUGCGACCUACAACAGUGCUAUCGUUAUAGCACAUUUACUCAAUGUACAGUCUACGGCAUCCACUGCCUAUGAUGUCGCCCUCGGAGUACAAUGGGUCUUCACCAACUGCAACAACGGUGGCCAAGUUGCUGGAUCGGCUGCUGCACGCGGCAAUGGUGAUCUUGUGGUCCAGUCAAGUGGCUACUACCACUGA